Molecule: messenger RNA, 3680 nt
Organism: Oryzias melastigma (Indian medaka)
Lineage: Eukaryota; Metazoa; Chordata; Actinopteri; Beloniformes; Adrianichthyidae
Gene: tmem145
Product: transmembrane protein 145
Exons: 15
Coding region: 174-1832 (552 amino acids)
Biological process (GO): G protein-coupled receptor signaling pathway; response to pheromone
Source: RefSeq, a predicted model, not a curated record
CAGUGUGCAUCAUCAUCAUCAUCAACAGCUGGAGAUCCAAGCUCCAAGGGGUCCUCGUGAACGCGCCUCCUCCUCCUCCUCUCUCUCUCUCUCUAGCACUGCGCGCUCCCGCGCGGGGACAGGCUUCAGGGGAGCGGGGCGAGCAGACGAGCGGCAGCCGGGGAAAGAGGAAGAUGGAGUUGCGGGUCGGGGAGAGACUCCUGUGCGUGGCCGCGCUGUCCAGCCUCCUCUGCGUGGAUUCGGUGCUCGGGAAAUAUGUCAGAGGCGUGGUGAACACCAAGGAGGAUUGGGUAUUCCUCACACGCUUUUGUUUUCUUACUGACUUUGGGAGGCUGGAUUUUCGAUUUCGCUAUCCAAAGUCUCGCUGCUGUCAGAACAUAUUGCUCUACUUUGAUGACAGUUCUCAGUGGCCAGCUGUGUACAAGAGGCCCGAGAAGAACUGUAACCAGAAGGAAGCAGUGCUGAGGCCUGAGAACAACCAGGUCAUCAAUCUCACCACACAUUACACCUGGUCAGGAUGCGUGGUGGAAGGCGAUGGCAACGAGGAGGUGCUGAGCUGCGUGGGUGGUCGCAGUUUCCGCUCGGUGAGGGAGAGAUGGUGGUACAUCGCUCUCAGCAAGUGUGGGGGCGACGGCCUGCAGCUGGAGUAUGAGAUGAAGCUGACCAACGGGCAGUCCUUCUGGACGCAGCAUUUCUCUGCGGACGAGUUUGGAAUCUUGGAGACGGACAUCACGUUCUUGGUCAUCUUCUCCUUGGUGUUUCUCCUCUCCUGCUACUUUGCCUACAAUCUGAAGGGAAGACAGCUUCUUCACACAACCUACAAAAUGUUCAUGACAGCAGCAGGUGUGGAGGUGCUCAGCCUGCUGUUCCAUUGUGUCUACUGGGGCCUGUACGCCAGAGAUGGCGUUGGAAACGGCAGCCUGAAAAUUCUUGGGAAAUUACUGUUCUCCGUCAGUUUCUUGGUGUUCCUUCUGAUGCUCAUAUUGUUGGGAAAAGGUUUCACUGUCACCAGGGCAAGGAUCAGUCACAGUGGCUCGGUCAAACUGAGCAUCUACAUGACUGUCUACACAAUCACCUAUGUCAUCCUCUUCAUCUACGAAGCCGAGUUCUUUGACCCAGGUGAGGUGCUUUAUGCCUAUGACAGCCCAGCGGGCUACGGUCUGAUGGCCCUGCAGCUGGUCGCAUACGUGUGGUUCUGCUAUGCUGUGCUGGUCUCCCUGAAACAUUACCCUGAGAAGCAGCCCUUCUACGUACCGUUCUUCACCACAUACACUCUAUGGUUUUUCGCCGUGCCCGUGAUGGCUCUGAUCGCCAACUUCGGCAUUCCUCGCUGGGCUCGGGAGAAGAUUGUGAACGGCAUCCAGCUCGGCAUCCACCUCUACGCUCACAUCGUCUUCCUUGUCAUUACAAGGCCCUCGGCUGCCAACAAAAACUUCCCGUAUCAUGUUCGGACAUCGCAGAUCGGGAUCCUUUUGUCCAGUCCUAAAGGAGGUGAGGGAGCGGAGAGUUUCCCCCAUCAUGCCUAUGGAAACAGCUCCUUUCUGGGAGAUUCUCAACCCAACUUCACUGAGCUGUUCUCCAUCCAAUCGGAUCCAGUGAAGACGGUAGAGGAGACGGUUGCUCGUAAAGGGCCAGACGUGCCCAGGAACAGUGAACAGAAGAUCAUCACCACCACUGCUGACUUGACCUCCAUAUUGCCCCCACCUCCGCCUCCUAUACCCCCACGCCCAGCCUCCCGCUCACCCCCUCUGCCCCCGCGGCUCCCCUCCUUCACAGAGUAUUUCAGCAUGCAGAGCGGCGGCGGCGGCGGCGGUUUUGGAACAAAGGCGUAAAAAAGAAAAAAAAUUGAAAGCAAAAACGGUGAUAUAAAAGACAGACGGCAAAGCAAAAGCACAGUCACUUAGUGUAUUUAAUAAGGGGUUACUUUGAAAGACAAAAACAUGAACCAAAAAAAGAGAAAUUAGCAGAAAAAGCUCCUUUUCACCUGUGACGGUGACAGAGAAGUGAAGAGGAAAUGACAGAGACCUGAGUGCUGAGCUUGUUAAAAAAAAAAAAAAAAAAAGCAAUAAAUAUUUGAUGUUGACCAGUAGAAGACACACGAGGAGAGAAAUGACAAAGUGGAUGUAGCCAGAGCAAUAGAAUAGCUGUGCACAAUGUGGAGAUGAACAAAAUUCUUAAAAUGCUUUCUUUCAAAAAUUCAUGAGGCAUUGAUGGCUCGCCUGGAAAAGCUUGUACAUAGCUAGAAUUGUGGAAAGCUAAUGUUCAGUAUAGAUCGGAUUCAAAAGACCACAUUAUUUGUACUUUUUUCCACAUUAUGAUUGUGAUAAAAGAGAAGUCUUAUGAUAUUACAAACAUAUUCAUCGAAGAUUUUUUUUUUUUUUUAAUCUGUCAUUUUGAUAAAACAUAGAUAUUUUUCCUUUAAAGAAAGUCUACUGGGUUUAUUUAUAUUUUCAAUUCAGGAACCAAAAGUGUAAUAUUUCCAUAUAACCUCUAAAACAUGCAUGUGGUGUGUUCUCGUACUCCGAUAUUUGCUUCUCAUAGAGAUUUUGUAUAUAUUUUUGACCACAGAAGUUUUACUUUUAUGCCAAACCUGAAGAUCACGCGCUGUUCUCUAAACAGGAGGAGUCCUAAUUCAGUGUUAUUUUCAUGUUUCGGCUGUUCUUGUGUGAUUUUACCAGACAUAAUGCAGCACUUAAAACUGCAACUUUGUAUUAUUUUUGUUUUAUUUACCCCCUUCUCCUCUGCACCAAAAUAAACUGGAUUUUUUUUUUUUUAUUAUUUCUUUUUUUUUUUUAAAGAUACAGGUGCCCCCAUCCUUACCUCUGUGUUGUAACAUAAAUAUUUCAUUUGGUGGCUUGCUCAGUGUUUAUACAGAGCAAAAAGCUGAACCAAUAUUAACUGUUUUGUAUCCCCCUUGUAUUGAGCUUAAUGGUUAAAAAAAAAAGAAGAAAAAAAAGUAGAUGAACUGUGAAAACAGCCACACAACUGUACAUUUCGUCUGUCCUGCAUGGAGCACUUUAAUGUUCCUGAUAUUAGUCUUGUUGGUCCGUGGUAAUGUCACCCUGUGAGGCUGCUUUGAAACUCGUGUUUUCACUGCUGUUCCGGAUGCAUACACUUGUAAAUAGUGACAAUUUCAUACACUUUUUCGGACAUUUUAAGGACAAAUUGAAGCUUUGUUUGUUGGAAACGCUAAUAAAAUCGGGGGAUUUUUCUGAGACGACCUGCUGAGCUGAUGACCCACAGACCGAGCGGUGGAAGCGUUGCUGUCACGGAUGUUCCCUGGUGUUAGGACUGUGUACGUUGUAGGAGUGUAGUACGAGGUGUAACGUAUUCUGUGAAACUAAAUGAUACUUGAAUCGAGUACUAACUGUUAUUUCUGAUCACGUGUCUUGUCUGCUGUUGCCAUGACUCGACUGAACAGACAAGGAAUGACUCGGCGGGCUAAGGGGGGGCGCUUCGCUGCUCCGGCCUGGUGCGUUUGACCUUUGGUUGUCAAAACGACACAAAGACUUGUAUAAGAAAACUUGAAGAGAAGAGGUUUUGUGUGAAUGACAGAAGAGCACAGAUUUUGAGGUUAAGAGCACAUCACUAAAGCACUGUUUAGAUGCAUUUUAAUGGUGUCAAAUAUGCUGUACAUAUACACUUUUUGCCAUAAUAAUAAAAGAUAUGCUUUUAUUAAA